AUGCCUUUCUCGAAGUUCAAGACGCCUGAGAAGUACAGAUACCAAACCGGCUUUGGGUCUUAUCAAGAAUCUGAAGCGGUCGAGGGCGCUCUGCCAAUUGGACAAAACACACCACAGCGCCCCCCAUUCGGCUUAUACACAGAAAAGAUUUCUGGCAGUGCUUUCCAAGCGCCUAGGCCGGAUAAUCAGCAAACCUGGCUGUAUCGCAUAAUCCCGUCGGUUGUACAUGAACCGUUCGAACCAGAAGCUCUGCAGGACGGUGCAGAGCAGGCCACCAACUACAAUGCCUACGACGAUCUUGUGCAUACCCCAACGCAGGUACGCUGGGACCCAUUCGAUAUUGAGGAGAAGGCGGAUUGGGUGCAUUCGAUGCACUUACUCUGUGCCGCCGGGGAUGUGUCGACGAAAUCCGGGCUGGGCUACUUCAUUUUCACGGCGGGAAAUACAAUGGAUCCUACAUCAGCCUUCUCCUCGGCGGACGGUGAGCUUUUGAUCAUCCUUCAGACUGGCGUCCUCGACAUUAAGACGGAGCUUGGCCACUUACUGGUGCGACCCCUGGAGAUCUGCGUGAUCCCGCGAGGGAUUAAAUACAAUGUGUCGCUGCCCGAGGGUCCUGUACGGGGCUACGCGCUGGAGCUCCAUCAGGGAGUCUUUACGCUCCCGAAUCUUGGCCCGCUUGGAUCCUUCGGGUGUGCCAAUACCAGAGAUUUCCAGAUCCCGGUCGCUGCGUAUGAGGAAGCCACAGAGGGCGUCGAGUACAAGAUCAUCAGCAAAUUCAACGGCCGUCUCUACGAGGCUAGGCAGGGCCAUUCACCCUUUGAUAUCGUCGCCUGGCACGGGACAUACUACCCGUACAAGUACGACCUUGGCCGCUUCAUGACCGUCGGGAGCAUCUCCUACGACCACCCCGACCCGUCGAUCUUCACCUUACUGGCCUCAUCAGAGGGCUUAGCGGAGUUGGCCAUAUUCCCACCGCGCUGGCUGGUCAUGGAGAACACAUUCCGGCCCCCGUGGUACCACCGCAACACGAUGGCCGAGUUCAUGGGCCUGAUCCAGGGCGAGUACGAUGCCAGGACGGACGGCGGGUUCCGGCCUGGCGGAGCAAGUCUCCACAACGUAAUGGUCGGACACGGUCCCGACAGCGCUACGCACGCCCGGGCCUCCGAGAUGGAGCUCCUCCCUCAAAAGGUCGGUGAAGGCAGUAUGGCAUUUGUCCUGGAGGCGAAUGUGCUCCUGGGCCUGAGCCAGUGGGCCUGGUCCAAGUCGAACAAGAGGCAGUUGAACUACAAUGCUCGGACGUGGCUGGGGCUGAGGAGUCACUUCAAGAAGCCCGAGAAGGCCAAGGUGAUUUCGCCAUUCCUUGAUCAGCAGCUAAAAUCCAGUGGGGAGGUGCAGGCGAGAGUGAAUGGUCAUUGA
This is a messenger RNA of Cladophialophora psammophila CBS 110553, 1416 nucleotides long. Its product is annotated as homogentisate 1,2-dioxygenase. The record is from RefSeq and is a predicted model, not a curated record. Gene Ontology annotation, biological process: L-phenylalanine catabolic process. The coding region runs from base 1 to 1416 and encodes 471 amino acids. The transcript is spliced from 2 exons. Lineage: Eukaryota; Fungi; Ascomycota; Eurotiomycetes; Chaetothyriales; Herpotrichiellaceae. Gene Ontology annotation, cellular component: cytoplasm. Gene Ontology annotation, molecular function: homogentisate 1,2-dioxygenase activity.